CGGCAAUUGGAGUUCUCCACCAACUCAACCGUAACAUCAAUCAAUCGUCAUGUGUCGCUGGUUUGCUUACGUAGGGGACGAGUCCACCCUCCUCGAGGACGUUCUUAUCAAUCCCUCCCACUCCAUCGUCCGCCAAAUUGAUUCACACUUCUUCCCCCAAUUCCACAAAACUUACGCACCACACGUCCAGAACAAUUCAAGCACCUCCGACGUCCACGUCCAAUCCGACACGAUGGAUCAGAUCCUCCAGGCUUCGGACGCACCCGGACAGGCGAACUUGUUUACGAACGUGGAUGGGUUUGGCGUUGCUUACUACACCUCUACCCAAUCCCAAUUCAAUUCCGGAGGUAAAUCGGACUCCGCUCGACCCUGCACAUACAAGAACACACGUCCGGCUCUAAACGACCUCAACUUCCGCUCCCUCUGCGCCCAUACCCAAACCCAGGCCCUCUUCGCUCACAUUCGUGCCGCGCCUGGCCUUACCCCUGUCGUUGAGACCAACAACCACCCAUUCGUGUUCGGUCGCUAUGCGUUUAUGCACAAUGGGUGUGUUGCUUCGUUUGAGGGGAUCAGGGUGAAGUUGCUGCAGAAGCUGUCGGAGAAAGCUAGGAGGAAUGUCUUGGGGACGACGGAUUCGGAGCAUGCUGCUGCGUUGUUUUUCACGCUUUUGGGGGAUGAUUGGGAGUGUCGUCAACCUCUCGAGAAACUCCGUGAUACGAUGCGCGAGACUGUGAAGACCUUGCUUGAGAUGAUCAAGGAGGUACCAGAGGAGACCGGUGCAAUGGGCGCCCACUCAUCCCUCAACUUCGCCGUAACCGAUGGUAUCCAACUCCUCGCUCUCCGCUUCUCCUCUUCUCCCGAGCAGGAACCCCCUUCCCUUUACUACUCCACCAAAGCCGGAAUCACCCUGAACCGGAAGUACCCAGACCACCCCGAUGGUAAGGAAGCGGCCAAAGCGCACAAGCAGCGUGGGUUGGGCGGGAAUAAGAUGCCAGGGGAACAUGGGAAGCAUGUCAUUGUUGCAAGUGAGCCGAGUACGUAUAAGGGGGAGGAGUGGGAGUUGGUCCCGAGGGACAAUAUCGUGUUGGUUGAUGACAAGAGGGAGGUUAAGCUUGAGCCUAUGGGUCUCUAGAUUAGAUUUAUAGUGAGACAGAUGUGUAUGAUAGUGUUGAAUACGAUGUAUUUGGGCUU
Molecule: messenger RNA, 1191 nt
Organism: Saitoella complicata NRRL Y-17804
Lineage: Eukaryota; Fungi; Ascomycota; Saitoellomycetes; Saitoellales; Saitoellaceae
Product: N-terminal nucleophile aminohydrolase
Exons: 2
Coding region: 50-1132 (360 amino acids)
Source: RefSeq, a predicted model, not a curated record